AUGUCUCAACCAGAACAAGAGUUAUGGCAGUUCCUCAUCCUGUCGCAGGGUUCUUCCCAGCAAGAGGACACAACUCAUGGAAUGCAGUGGACAAGGCAUGACACAUUUUGUCUGCUUUGUCUGCAUUUGUACAAGGAAUACAGGAAACAGGUGGGCAGUCUCCGCAUAAAAAGCCUGCGACGGAUGUGUGAGGAGAUCGCGAAGGAGAUGCGACAGGAAACCAAAAAAAAUGUUAGUCCUUCCAAUUGUGCAAAUAGAUGGAAGCAUUUGGAAAGAAUGUACAAAAAGGUAAAAGACAACAAUGCCAAAACUGGCCGCGGUAGGAAGACAUUUGAAUAUUGGGAAGAAUUGGAUGAUAUUUUGGGAAAACAAAAAAAUAUGAAUCCAAUUUUAGCUAUUGCAUCAACCGAAGUAGACAACAACCUACCGGGGACACAGUUUCUUGAGGAUUAA
This is a messenger RNA of Diabrotica virgifera virgifera (western corn rootworm), 453 nucleotides long. RefSeq lists its product as uncharacterized. Bases 1 to 453 code for a protein of 150 amino acids. The record is from RefSeq and is a predicted model, not a curated record. The transcript is spliced from 3 exons. NCBI's taxonomy places the organism in Eukaryota, Metazoa, Arthropoda, Insecta, Coleoptera, Chrysomelidae.